Molecule: messenger RNA, 342 nt
Organism: Colletotrichum karsti
Lineage: Eukaryota; Fungi; Ascomycota; Sordariomycetes; Glomerellales; Glomerellaceae
Exons: 2
Coding region: 1-342 (113 amino acids)
Source: RefSeq, a predicted model, not a curated record
AUGCAAUUAAUUGCUGCCCUCACGACCAUUGCGUUUGCUUCUGGUACUUCAGCGAAGUGUUUCAAUACGGGAAGAUCAACGUUAUUCUCCGAGUCGAACCAGAUCGUCAACAUACGACACCUCUGUAGGAGCUUUGUUGGUGACUUCAAACCGGGUCAAUCAAAGGUCGCUUGCCUGGAGGAUGACAUACGCUCGAGAUGGGACUUUGAGCUAAAGUUCAUCGGCACCGGUCAGGACAGCCGCAACAUCGAUGUAAUGGAGUGCAUGGGCGGCAUGAUGUCAGAGGCUGCAGGCUGUCGCUUCGGUGGACAGACUGCGUACACCAACUGGUAUUACAUGUAA